GAGACACCAAGCCCUGAGCAGGCAAAGCCAGCAGAUGCCAAUGGUGAGAAAGAGGAGGAGGAGGCCUUCCUCGUCAGCCUCUACAAGUUCAUGAAGGAGAGGCACACACCCAUCGAGAGGAUCCCACACCUCGGCUUCAAGCAGAUUAACCUGUGGAAGAUUUACAAAGCAGUGGAGAAGCUGGGAGCUUACGAGCUGGUAACAGGGAGACGGCUGUGGAAGAAUGUGUACGAUGAGCUGGGCGGCAGCCCGGGCAGCACCAGCGCAGCCACGUGCACCCGGAGGCACUACGAGAGGCUGGUCCUCCCAUAUGUGCGGCACCUGAAGGGUGAGGACGACAAGCCGCUGCCUCCCAGCAAACCCCGCAAGCAGUACAAGGUCUCCAAGGGCACCGAGAUGGGUGAGAAGAGCAGGAGGAGCAAGAAGGAGAAGGGGCGGGAGCAGGUGGCACCGGAGAAGGCAAAGCCUGAAGUGGCAGCCACCCCUACAGCCAGCAAGGAGGACCCAACAGAGGCCCAGGAGCAAGGCCAGCCAGCAGAGGGACGCACCAGCCCCACGGCCCCGGCCCCAAGCCCUUCUGCAGGGUGUCCCAGCACCUGCCGAGCCCACGCUGAAGCCUACAAACGCCUCUUCUCUAGCUUUUACUCCAAAGGCAACCACCCCAUCAUGUCUCCGCUGGCCAAGAAGAAGCUGCUGGCUCAGGUGAGCAAGGCAGAGUCCUUGCACUGCCUCAAACGCCACUGCCUGGAGGGCAGGGAGGUGGCGAGCAGCGCUCACCCCAACCCAGAGCCCAGCCAGCCAGCUGUCAGCCCCCACCUCAAAGAGCAGAGGAGCCCGGAGACACCAGGAUUGAAGGACACACCCCAGGGAGGCCGGAGCGAGGCAGGACCCAUCCCCAGCACAUCCCCUGGCAGGACGGACAGACAGCCUUACCCAAGAGCUGAGGACGGGGGCCCUGCGCCCACUGUCUUCACCGGCUUCUUCCACGCCUAUCGCAACGAGGUGCUGAAACCCAUCAGCUGCCACCCCUUUGGGGGAUAUUUCUCCAACUUGAAGGAUUUCUUGGAACCACAACCUGAGGACGCGGAGGCCGGCCAAGAGCAGCCCCAAGACCUGCGGAGCAAAGCGUGGAGCAGGGAGAGCCCGCAGCCGGCCGCCUUCGCUGCCGUCAAAGCCUGCUGGGUGCCCCCGGGGGCCGGCUUCGCCCCGCUGACACGGAGCCCCACAGCACCCACAGCCAAACGGAGCCGGGACGAGGAGGCUUUGGGCCCCAGCAGGAAGCUGCAGGUCGUUUCCCCCUUUCUCCACGAAACUGAAGGCAGGGACAAGGGCGCUGGCUCGCCCAGGAGCCACCAAGGAUUGGCCAAACCCAAAGCCAUCAUUCCCGGACCCAGCUACGCCGCUCCGCUCACCUCAGUGCCUCGAGCCCCAGAUGUUUACAAGGGAGCCAUGCUGCGCUUCCCAGUGAACUUCAGCAACUCCCUGGAGCACCUGAAAAACCAGGCAGCCCCAGCGGUGCCGUCUCUCUCCAUCAACCCCUUCAUCAUCCCUGCUUUCCCCAGCCCUGUGAUAGCCACCUCCGUGCAGCCCUCCGACCCCAGGCACUACCCGACGUCCUACGAGGGCUCACUGCAGCACCGGCUCUACCCCACAGCGACUUGGCACAGCCAGCACACCUACAGCACCCCACACACCUCUGCUUUCCACCGUAACACCAAGCUGUAGGGCUGCUGUCCUGCUCUGGAUCGGCCCCAGCCCCACAGAGAGGCGAGGCAGCACCCGGAUGCCAUCAGAGCUGCUGAGUCUCGUGGCAAAGAUGAGCUGGACAGUGUCAUUUUUACUCUUGGUCUUAGGGAUGUUUGUAUCUGACAUCAUACUCUGGGAUAUUAACUACCAAUAUCACAAGGUUAUAUAUAUAUUAUAUAUAAAAAAAAGGGAGCAAAUGAGUUGCAGAGGUUUUCUUGCUAGAGAUGCUGUGUCCCAUGCAGCUUUGUGCAGCCAACACAGUGGAUGUUUCCACCUCGCCAUGCUGUGUCCAGGCUGCCCUGCAGCUCCCUGGCACACAGCCUCUGCUCCCUCCUACAAAACAAUGCAAUUUUAGUUCUGAAGUAUGUUGCCUUAUAGCAGGAGCUCCUAAGGUUAUAAGGGGCUCAGGGGGCAGCAAGCAUCCACGGGAAGCAUGCUGGCUCCUCCAAAAUGGGUGCUGGAGGGCAGCAUCCGAAAUAAACCUCACUGGAUGGUCCCA
This is a messenger RNA of Lagopus leucura (white-tailed ptarmigan), 2245 nucleotides long. It is a transcript of the gene ARID5A, whose product is annotated as AT-rich interaction domain 5A. Gene Ontology annotation, molecular function: transcription cis-regulatory region binding. The record is from RefSeq and is a predicted model, not a curated record. NCBI's taxonomy places the organism in Eukaryota, Metazoa, Chordata, Aves, Galliformes, Phasianidae. Gene Ontology annotation, cellular component: nucleus. Bases 91 to 1725 code for a protein of 544 amino acids. Gene Ontology annotation, biological process: regulation of transcription by RNA polymerase II. The transcript is spliced from 5 exons.